Messenger RNA from Orbicella faveolata, 4200 nucleotides. RefSeq lists its product as uncharacterized. Gene Ontology annotation, biological process: positive regulation of Wnt signaling pathway; protein deubiquitination involved in ubiquitin-dependent protein catabolic process; protein K33-linked deubiquitination. NCBI's taxonomy places the organism in Eukaryota, Metazoa, Cnidaria, Anthozoa, Scleractinia, Merulinidae. The record is from RefSeq and is a predicted model, not a curated record. Gene Ontology annotation, cellular component: cytoplasm; nucleus. Gene Ontology annotation, molecular function: cysteine-type deubiquitinase activity; DNA binding; zinc ion binding.
CCUGAAACCAACUUUGAAAGGAGAAUGUUGUCGCUAUUUUAGUUUCGUUUUACGAAGAACGCUUUGCGGAGUUUUACUGCGUAAAAGGUGUGCUUUUUUAUAGGUGAUCCGAUUGUCGUUCAUGUUUAAUUUGAAAUCGUUAAUGUUGGAAUCGACUGGAUCCAUUUAAUGUGAAAGGGUUGUGAAGAAAAGAUUCUGGUUAGCGGACUCAAUCUGUGAUCCAUCUACGAGCAACAACAAUGGCUUCAUUUCAGCCAGCCAGUCAUCUAUUUGAACGAAACAUAUCCUUGAACGAUUUGGACUCGGCUUUGGACGUGAGAGAAAUCGUACGCAGAGAUGUCGUGGUGCCAGAGGACGUCACGAAACACCGCUAUCUCGACUCGUCGACCAAGUAUUCGUUCGUGCUAACGUCAUUUCAAGAUUUCACUAUCGAGUUCCGCAAAUUCGUGUACAGCUUUCUAGUCGACGGCUAUAUUCUCAGGGAACUUGAAGCCGCGAGGAGACUCAAUUGGUGUUCCUCCUUGGGCCGUAUGGUCACGGUGAACACUCUGGGUGAUGGAAACUGUCUUAUGCAUGCAGCUUCCAUUGGCAUGUGGGCAGUGAACGACAGAUAUCAAACACUGAGAAAAACUGCCUACGAAGCAUUACUGGAGGACGUGGAAGGUACAAGAUUUUACCAUGGCCGUUGGAAAGCUGAAGAAGAACAGCAGAUACUACAUCAGAUUGGUGGAUACGACAGAACAGAGGAACAGUGGAAUCAUGAAUGGGAGGAGGUUAUCAGGCUCAUUUCUCAGACUGAGUUCCCAUGUGGCCCAAAUGGUGCUCAGUUUGGAAGCCUUGCAGAAAUUCACAUCUUUGUCCUUGCUAAUAUUCUGCGUCGUUCCAUCAUUGUGGUGUCAGAUGACACCCUGAGGGGACCUUAUGGCGAUUCGUACUCUCCAAUAAACUUUGGAGGUAUCUAUUUACCUCUGCUCUGGGACUCUGUUGACUGUGUGAAAAGUCCGUUGGUAAUUGGCUAUGCAGGUGGACAUUUCACAGCAGUUAUCAGUAUUCAAGAUGGUAAAAUGGAUCUAGGCAUUGAAAACAAUCCAACAGCAAGCAGCUCAAGUAAUUGCAUUCAUGCUGUGCCAUUAGUAAAAUAUGAUGGAACUCCAUUACCUGUUCAUUUCCUUUACGAUCAUGAAGCACCAUUAGCAAGUGACCGUGUCCGCCAGUACUUAGAUUGUGCAAAGGUACCCUUUUCAAGCAAUCAAGGAGAAACCAGGCAAACAGUUCUUGUUGCAAAACUGCACUUUUCAGAGCAACCACGCUGCAUGAAAGAGCUCAUUGAUGGGUACUUCAGGAAGGCUAGGGAGGAACACCAGCGAGUAUCAAGACACAGUCAACUUCAUGUUCAAUUGCAACCAGGUACCAAACAGCCAGCUCUACAGAUUGUGGAAUGUCAAACUCAGGGCUGCAGUUUCUUUGGAUCCACAGAAACUGGUAACCGCUGCUCUAAAUGCCUAAAUGAGUUUCUAAGGACCUUGGGACCUGCUUCUGAACCAAGGCAACAUGUUCCUACAGGACAGCCAAUUACCUCCCCGCAACCUGUUGCAGUAACAGCACAACAAGCACCAAAUACCAGUGCAUGGCAACACAUCGUAACAACACAGGCAGCACCUACUACGAGCGUGGCACCUUCCAUGACCCUCCCUACAGCGAGGUCUGUUAAAUGUCGUACCACAGGAUGUAAGUAUGGAGCUAUUCCUAAUGGAGGUGGUCUUUGUGAGAGGUGCUCUGAAGCUGAGAGAAGUGCCGAAGAAAUGGCAGCAAGCAUGAAUCACAUGAGUCUGGCCUCAGCAAAGCAUUGUUCAAACAGUGUGAAUGGCUGUGAGUUCUUUGGCUUGCCUGAACAUCAUAACUUGUGUUCCAGGUGCUACAGAACCUUCUGUCUUAAUAUGGAAAACACUUUGGGAGUGCUGUCCCCUACUGGAUUACCACCAAGCAGUCCCACAGCAUCGACACCACCAGACCAAUGCCAGAUUCAAGGAUGCCUAUCUCCUGGUGUCCCUGCAUUGUAUGGUAUGUGCGUUCAGUGCUACACUCGUUGUAUACAUUCCUUUAUACGUACUCAAGGAAGAUCUGUUGGAGGUGCGACGCAAACUAGACCACAUCAGCCAUCACCACCAGUGGAUGUCAUGAGAAAGAAACAGUUACCUACAGGUGGGAGGAACAAAGGUGUCCUAUGUGCUUCUCCUGGUUGCUGCAAUGAGGGAAUCUUUCAUUUGUCUGACCUAUGUGCAGAAUGUCAUGCAAGGAACACUGCUCCAUCUUCACAGACGAGAAAUGCUUCAGUGACCACAGCAGGCAUGGCAAGUUUUCCAGUACCUCCACCUCCUCAGAGCUCCGUGACAGCAACAGCUUCUUUGACAGCAACAGCUUCUGCUGCUUCUGGUCAUCAACUCACAUCAGCACUUACAAGUGCUAUUGGCUAUAAUAAUAAUUACUGUUCCAAUCCAAUGUGUCGCAAUCCAAGAAGAAAGAAUGGAAGAGGCUUAUGUCAGAGAUGUGAAAGUCUGAGCACUGGCUCCUUGCAAGUCAAUCCUACAGUUAGUUUGCAACAGCCAACGAGACCGUUUGAUGCAGCUACCACAGUAUCAAGUAUGCCACCAAGGCAAAACACACUAGCUUACUCAAGUGCCAUGUCACAAAUGUAUACCACUUCUGAGAUGGGCCUUCCACGUCAAGUGACCUCAGCUCAAUUACCACCUUCUGGAGCUAACACUGGCAAGUGUGUCGUGGGCUGUGGAAAACCAGCAGUGCAGGAAGGUGGUUUGUGUGAGCAGUGCUAUGCUGCAGCUUAUCAGCUGGAACUUAACAGACAAACAGUUUCCCAGCCAUCCAGACAACAAAGACCCGUAGCAUCUAGAUCAGUCACAAGAAACCAGGUGGAACAAAGCAAUAUUGCUGAGACCAGCUCUGGUAGCAAUAUUCAACAGACCGAGGCAACAGCAGCCAAGAAAAAGGCAACACUGCUACCAUGUCCUUCUAAAGGAUGUAUGCAGUUUGGCAGCCCAGAGAAAAAUGGCCUUUGCGAUGAUUGCUAUCACAAGAAGGGCAACCAACAGCAAGGUGCAUCAGCAGCUACUGGAGCUAAUGAGCAACAACAGGCUUCAAACCACACGUGGGACCUCCGCAAUACUCACAAUACUGUAGAGAAUCAUCAGUUCGGCAACAGAUCUUAUGGACUACAAGGUCCUGUGCAAGUCUCCCAGAUUCAAAGUCCGUCAUAUGAGUCUGGCACAAGUGGUCAGAACUCGAGUUUGGGAAAUGGUGCCUUACAUGGUCAGAAAUGCUGUGGGACCAACUGCACCCUGUUUGGAACACCAGAGAUGAAUGGCUACUGCUCCAGGUGCUUUUUGGAAAGCACAAUACCUCAGUCAUACCCUCAUUCAAUUCCAGAUUUCCCAGCUGAAGUUUCAUCAUCGUCUGUUGCAUCCUGCACCACAUCAACAGAACAGUGCAGAGUAACUGGUUGUGCCAAUGUUGCCGCAGCAGACAGGCAUGGUCACUGCCAAAAAUGCUUCACAAGAUUUUACCCAGACGUGGUUCAUCGUGAAGCAGUUGUUGAAAGGCAGAUGUCUGAAUUGGCUGAAACUGUUAAUUAGUUAUUGUAAAUGGAAAAAAUCUUGUUUGAAUUGAACACAUUAUGAUUAUAAUCUUAAAGCUACACUGAUGAUUUAUGGCAGAUGUAUGUGUAUGCCUUAGUUCACAGUGCUGAUCAAAAAAGGAGAACACUAAAACUGACAGUGGAUCAUGUCACAAAAGUAAAGCAAGUCAAAUUUGAGAUCAGUAAUAAUAUUGUGAACAGUCCUUCAAGUCAAUGAAUUCAUCUGUUUGGGGUCUUAAUUGUUAAUUACCUAUCUUGCUUGAAUUCAUAAGCUUUUGUGACUGAGGCAGUUAGGGAGAAAUCUUACUACUGAGGAAAAUUCAAUGGGCUUAAAUUUCUUAAAGAAGCGGUGCUGGUCAUUUUAACAACGAGCAAUUGAUGAUUUGUGCUGAGAAGUUGUCUUUCUUUUCUCCCCAGUACAGUACAAAUAUUAGAAAGAAGCGGAGUUGUGGGAAACAUCCUGGGCUGUUCUUGCAUGCUGAUUAUUCUGUCAUGAUUAAAGGCUUAGAGAAGGUUGGAGAAACUCAGUUUCUCAGACUAUGAAAAAAAAA